AUUGCAACACUAGGUAUCAUCGCAAGAGUGACGUAUGAACGGCCGAAGAAACGAAAACGAAAGAAAAGCCUUUCUGUGCCGUUGUUAUCUUCUAAGAUUACUGAAGAAUGGAGACAAACGGCCAGGCUAAUGGGCUUACAUCUAAAAAGAAAGACAGCAAUGAUGCAAAGGACAAUUUGUGGUCUUCAAUAUUAGAAGAGGUCCAGAAUCAGGGGAACACGAAACUACCUUCAAAUAAAAAUGUAUUAGUUUUGGGUGACAAUGAGACAGGCAAAACAACUUUGGUAGCAAAAUUACAAGGUGUUGAAGAUCCGAAGAAAGGAUCAGCACUCGAAUAUGCUUACAUAGAUGUUAGAGAUGAGUAUCGAGAUGAUCAAACGCGACUCAGCGUAUGGGUACUAGACGGCGAUCCAGGACACACGAACCUGCUCAAGUUCGCCCUCAGCGAGGAGACGUUCCCGCACACCCUGGUGGUGCUCACAGUCGCCAUGACGACCCCAUGGGGCAUACUCGACCAGCUCCAGAGCUGGGCGUCUGUGCUCGGCGACCACAUAGACAAAUUGGAUCUCACACCAGAACACAGACAGCAAAGUAAAAAGCAGCAGGUACAGAAAUGGCAGAGGUAUACGGAGCCAGGCGACGAGAUGGAGCAAACAGCGUCCUCUCCCAUGAAGAGGUCGUCGAGGAAUCUAUCGGACGACCUUGAGAAUGGUGACGAUGACGAUAGCCCCCUCCCCGAAGGCGUACUUACAACGAACCUGGGUCUGGAUAUAGUGGUGGUGGCCACAAAGACUGACUACAUGAGCACACUGGAAAAAGAGCACGAUUAUCGCGACGAGCACUUCGACUUCAUGCAGCAGUGGAUCCGAAGGUUCUGCCUCCAAUACGGCGCGGCGUUGUUCUACACCAGCGCUAAGGAGGACAAAAACUGCGACCUCCUAUACAAGUACCUCACGCACAGGAUAUACGGACUACCUUUCAGAACGCCAGCGCUUAUUGUGGAGAAAGACGCCGUUUUAAUUCCCGCUGGCUGGGAUAGCAUGAAGAAAAUAAGCAUAUUAUAUGAAAACAUGCAAUCGUGUAAACCCGACGAUUACUACAGGGACGUUAUAGUCCAGCCCGCUAUACGGAAAAGCGGGGCGAGUCGCGAAGCGGAAGUGCAAGCGGAGGACGAGCAAGCGUUCCUGCAGCGACAGCUGGCGGCGCUGCAAGCGGGCGCCGCCGCGCCGCGCUCCGACUCGCCGCUGCGGCCGCGCGCCUCGGCCGCGCAGUUGGACGGCGCGAAAAUCGGCAUGGGCCCCGGCACGCCGGGCAACGAGGGCGUGCUGGCGAACUUCUUCAACAGCCUGCUGUACAAGAAGACGGGGUCCCCGGGCGCGCGGCCGCCGGAGCCCGGGCCCGCCGCCGCCGCGCGCUCCGACGCGGCCGCGGAGCUCGACCGCCUCACGAGGGCCAAGUCUCGGGUCUCCGCGUCCUCCGCCCCCGCAUCCGCCGCCGCCGCACCCACCCUCGACCUCAACUCCUCCUCCGAGUGCUAGCGAGGUAAAUACAGCAGAGUCCUAUCUCGCAUCAGGCCGGCUUGUACUUUAGCGACGGUGAGCUUGGUGGCUUCCACGCCUGCGGCACGUCACGGGUUCGAUUCCAGAGAACCAUAACACUAGUAUGUCGCGACACAACUCCAUUAAUUACGCAUCAAACUUUUGUAUCAGUAGUGAUAUUAGAAAAAAAGUUUAAUGAAAAUGUUUAGUUUUAAAUACUUCAUCGGAAUCUGUAGAAAAAAAAACUAAAAAUCUAAAUCAGAAAUAGUUUAUGUAGUCGAAGAAUGAAGAAACGAUUUAGUCGGAAAUACUACAUCAGAAUCUAUUUCACAUCUAAUAGAUCAAAAUACACAAAUUGAACAUUACAUUGAAGAUAAAAAUAUAUACAAUUAUUAUUACAAUCUAAUAUAUUCAUAAUUGAUGAUAGAACACAUUAAUACUAAAGCUAUUCCAUAUUCUAGAUCAAUCUGGGAAUUUGAUCAAAUUUUACUUGCGAGAUUAGUUCCACAUUAAACAAAGCAAGUUUAUUAUAAACUUGAUAAAAUAGUUCUAUUUCCACACAGUUUUUAAGCGAUAAAAAAGGAGGUUCUUAAUUCGUCGCGAUCUUGUUCAAAGUCUGAAUCGAAAGAUUUUGUUUUUGUGGAGUUUGUGUCGAAGCUUGUGACAUUGACUCGUGACAUCAGCGCCUUUAAUAGGAAAAUAUGAGAUAUUCGGCGCACGCAGCAAAUAUGAAUGUUGCUUAAAAAAGGUAUAAAUGUGGUGAAACUCGAGGUAUGAGGCAUUUACUUGAGAUAUUUGAGUUUAAAUAGAAUGGUAAUGAUCCAAUGAAGCAUCACAUUGAAUCAUAUAACUACAAAUUUGAACUAACUACAUACCUACUUACAAUUGAUAGAAAUUAUCAACUUUUUGAGUUACAAUAUUUUCUAAACUGAUUCAAUAAUUUUCCAAGUUUCCUAAAUGAAUAUAGUUCAGUAAAUAAAUUACACCCAUAAUUCUAUAUAAAACUUGAUAUCAAUAAACUUUAAAGUUUACUAAAUAGUAGUCUAUUAAAUGAUUACAAUAAUCCACUUAUAUAAUAACUAGUGAUGGGAAGAAGUAGAUUUAAUCGAUAAAACUUAUGAUAAUUAUAGCGAGUGUACUAAAAAAAACUCGCUACGAAAUGUUUCGUCCCAUCACCAAUACAGUAAUUAAAUGCCUCAAACCCUAAGAAUGGAACAAUUCCUCGUACGCUGCUAUGUAUAAAAUCAAAGUAAACGCGACUUUAUUACCCAUUCAGUAAAUGUAAUUUUAUUUGUAAUGUCUCUGAUAUUAAAAUAAGUAUUUAUUUAUUUAGAGUUGUAUUCACGACUCUAUUGUGAUUAAUAGCGGUCCCGCAACGGAAUAUAUUUACACAAAUAAAAAUUAAAUUUGAACUCUAAUUGUAAUGAAAUAGAACACAUAAUUGUGGAUAUAAACUAACACUGGUUUUUAAUUAAUAAUUUAGUAAGUUCUCGUUUUCCGUUGCCGGACUGCAAACAAUACAUUUCUUAGUUAUUUUGGAAGAUAAAGUGUCUGAGAUUAGAGAAGUUUCAGUAAGAGCGUUUUCAUUUUAUCCAAUUUGUUAUUUAACGUGUCAUCCGAAUAUUAUCGUUAAAAAUCGGUUGGUAGUUUGUAUCGUAUUGGGUGAUAUGAAAGUGCUCUGACAUGUGAUCUUCUGUGAAGACUGGCAGUGCAAUGAUUGGUGGAACAUAUAUAAGCACAAUGAAGUCACUAUUUGUACAAACCAUUCAUGUAUGGGUAUUAUAUAAUAUGUAUGUGAUAUCGAGGACACGACUGAGGCAAAUUCGAGACAUCGUAUACCAAAAGUAUGUAGUUAGUUUUUCCUUGCAAUUUUUACCAACACUAUAAAGCGUCACGCAUUUUUUAUACAAUACGGAUGUCUCGAAGUUGCCUCGUGUUAAAAUAUUCGAGGCAUGAAAAGGCCGGUGUUGAGGUUAGUGGUGAGACGAAUAAAUUUCAAUCGAGAAUAAUCGAUUAACUCUUUUUGAGAAUAAUUCGUCUCAUCACUAGACGAUACGGCUCAUGGAACCAUUGCACGAUAUAAGUGUCUAUGUAUUGAAAAUUAAAUGAUUAUAUAUUAGCCGAUUUGUGCAUGGUCUGAAUAGGACCCGUAAAAUAUAUUUUAUAUGUAUUAUAAUGUAUAUUAUGAUAUCCGCUAAACUUCAUUGUAUAGUAAUGGUGACCUUUAUUGUGUGACAGAAUUUAUUUAUUUAAAUAUACAAACUCUUUUUGGACGUUAUUUUCACUAGCCCAGCCUGUUUUCUAUAGAAAAUUAAUACUUUUUAUAUUGUGAGUGUAACUUUUAGAGAUUCGAUUUUGUUCACUUGUGGUGCAAUACAGAACAUUCCAAACGAUGUUUGGUGCUUAUUAUUAUAGUAAAAUUUUAAUAGUAAACUGGAGUUUCAUUUAUAAAGGUUGUAUCCCGUUUGCUUGACGCGACUUCAUGUGAGAGUCGUGGUGUGUAAAUGUGGUUACAACCUUAAAAUACUUGCCCAAAUGCGCUCUGUUUUUAUAAUUUUCGAAAGAGAAACAUAGUAAAGGUCACUAUUAUUUUGAAAGCCUUCCAAAGUUUGUAAUAAACAUUUUCACAAAUCAUAUCGUAGUGUACUUAAAUUACUCCACAUUUAAAUCUCAAAGAGACAUUUUUCCGAGUAAAUAUUUAUAUUGAUCCAUCCAAUAUUACUAUAUUGGGAGUUGUGUAACUUAUUAACUUUUAGCAUAGGCAUAAAAUAAUUUUAACAUAUUAAUAUUACACGUAAAUUGACAAACUUAUUUUAAAUGGGAGGCAGCUAAUUUUCUAAUUUAUUUUUUAUUCAAAUGCUUAUCAAAGUUAUUAACUUUUGAAGGUAAUUCGACGACCGACGUCGACACACAUGCGACAAAAAAUAAAUUAUGCAGGAUAAUUUAAAAAGAGUUUUCAAUAAAUUGUCUCUUUUAACAUUGCACUCUAGAAACAUUCAAUAUAUAUAUAUGCGCAUAUAUAUAUAUAUAUGCGCUUUCAUAUCGGUAAGUGGGGAAUAACCUGAAGAGAUAAUUGAAAUAAGUUUGUCAACGCAAGUUUUUUUGUAUAAUAAAUUACUCAUUUGUAUAAUAAUGGAGAAGAUUUGGCAUGUUUUGAUAUGAUAUAUUUGUACGAGGUGACGGUCGGUCUAUUUUUGUAAUGGGGAUACAUUGUUAGGUGGCUAAAAUGCAUAAUUAUAGUACUAAGUAUUUGUACUUUAGGCUGUUUCGAGAUUCCAUGUAAUAUAUUGCAUGAAAAGUAUUAUCAAAUAUAUACAUUGCGUACUAGAGCUGAUUAAUUGCACGGUACAAUAAGGGCCAAGGUAUCGACAAUAGCACAUUGUAUGUACCCACCCAUGUUUAUUAUAAUCUAAAAAUGCAAACAAAUUAUUAUCGAUACAGUAAUUCUCUAUGAAAUAGAUGGCGCACGUGGACAUGUAUUUGAACGUAUUAUUUGUCAUAAAUGUGAUCAAUUAUUUUAUGUAAGUAUUAUAAGUAAAAUACUUGAGAAAUAUAUAUUAAUUGUACGCCUAUUUCCGUCUCUAAAAUCGCAAUUGGGUAUCACAGGCAGAUUGCUCAUUUAUCUACUUUAAAAUAUGCUAGUCAAAGUAGCAGUUUGAUUUUAUUUUAUAAUUUACAUCUCUUUUUCUGUGAUAAAUCUUUUUUACAUAGAACAAAAUAAUAAUAUGCAUUUUAUGUAUUAGCCACGUAACAUCCUCAUAUAAUGUAAUAGAUAACAUAGCAACUUGUAAACUCUAAUAUAUGUAUAAUGAUAAUAAUUUAUGCUCAGUUAUUGCGAAAAUUCAAAAGAUAAGUUUUAUUGCGUGAUGUGUAUUUUCUGUUUUUGUUUUGUUGAUAUUUUGUUUUUACUCUCGAGUUAUUAAUAUAGUUAAAAUAUCCGAUAUCCAAUAGUAUGUUUAAAAUUGCUAAAAUAGAUGUUUCCCUAUAUAGUUUUAGUUUAGGUGGCCAUUUGGUUAUAUUAUAACGUGUAGGCAAAUACAGCGAGCUAUUAAGGCAUAGUGAUUUAUCAUUAAAUUCUCAAUCUAUAGUUUCGUUACGCUUCGCAAUAAGUAAGGUUUCAUAUUUAAUAGUGAAUCAUAUUAGUUGUUAAUAACGACUUGGCGUCAUUUUUAUCCUGAACGACAAAUAAUAUUUUUAUAUAGGUACAAAGAAAGGGAUGACAUGACAUUUCCAAAUACAAUCUACAGCUAUAAAGUCGUUGUGGAUAAAAAUAGGGCAAAGUUUAUGUUAUUUAAAUUAAAACAUAUUACUAAUAAAUUACCCGUAGGUUUAUGGUCGUACGACCUAAAUGGAUCGAAUUACCUGUAUUGAGUUAUUUAACGAGUAAAAUAAAAUACAGACGAUGUUCGCGCAUCCAUUUUGUAUAUGGCAACAUUUUUAUCAUGUUUACCAUGUAACUAUUUGGAUGUAAAAUUUUAGUCCAUUUGCAAAUUGCUUGUGUAAUGUGAAGCGUGGUUUUUAAUCGUGUAUAAAUAGUUUUCAAGCUAUACUAUCUACUCACAUUCUGAGUGAAGCGGUUAAGUUAUUUUCGCCUGUACAGAGUCCAAUAACGUGGCUGAUCUUUUAUUAAUAGUUUCACAUAUUGUCAUGGGAAUUUUUCUAAAACGAUAUUAAACAUGUAAAUGCAAGUUUAUUUAACUAUUUCCAUUCUUAUCUUGCGACAAUUAAUUUUGCUGUCAUGUCUAGAUAGAAUCACGCAUAUCUACACAUGUGCAUGUGUACGUGGGCAAAAGUAAUAAUUAUAUACCGUUAUUGAUAUAGGUACCAUCUACAAAAAUGGUAGUGCUUAACACACACAGGCUGAUUUACCACUAUGCUCAGAAUCUGUGUAUAAUUUGUCGCGUGUUAUUCGAUUAUAUACCCAUAUAUAAGACUUUAUCUCGAUUAUUUACCCGCCGUCAUGCACAUGGCCCCUAACACUCGCCUCUGUAAAUAAACUAUCUUUACAAAGGAACAGCAGUGUCUUAGAUUUAUUUAGUUCAGUAGCCUGCGAUUGUGUUUUAUUAUGACUUUUUUGGCAACAUUGUACAGAAAUUCAAAUAAAAUUUAUCAACAAAA
Messenger RNA from Plodia interpunctella (Indianmeal moth), 6656 nucleotides. RefSeq names its product Dynein light intermediate chain (gene Dlic). The record is from RefSeq and is a predicted model, not a curated record. Gene Ontology annotation, biological process: microtubule cytoskeleton organization; microtubule-based movement. The coding region runs from base 108 to 1538 and encodes 476 amino acids. Gene Ontology annotation, cellular component: centrosome; cytoplasmic dynein complex. Gene Ontology annotation, molecular function: dynein heavy chain binding. The transcript has 9 exons. Lineage: Eukaryota; Metazoa; Arthropoda; Insecta; Lepidoptera; Pyralidae.